UCGAAAGAUUACAAUAGUUGUAGUGCACCAUCAUGUCCUUACCCAGUUCGGUUCUCUCAUGGCUCUUUAAACACUCAAGGAAAUAACCUUUGGUCACCUCCGUUAUGACUCUCGGAUAAACAUGUUUCAGAUGAUCAUAACUUUUCUUGACAACUGACCGCUGUUCUUUUUGUGCGUGCGGAUCAUCUGCGGAUCGUCAAGGUAAAGAGAAGUGAGAACAAAGCUACUCAACUCGUUCAGUAAUCAGGGAGACAACGUGUUUCUUUUAUAAAGAAUCUCCGCGACUCGAAUUUUGAAUACAUUUGGGAGCAUUUUAGUCGAACACUGGAUACGGCCAUUUGGAAACUGUGCACAGAUCCUCAGUAACAUUAAAAGAUGUUUGAAAAGGAACCAUAUGAUAACCCACCUAUGUACAGCCCCCCCUACAGUCCUCCAUCAAACGGCCAUGGGUUCCAGUCCCCGCAGAGUGACUUUGAUCCAUACCCACCACCUCCUGCAUCCUAUUACAUAGAGGACAAGCCUCAACACUUCUACAAAUGGUUUUCACCACCAGGCAUUGUGAAAGCUAUGGAGGGACUUGUUGUUGUGCUCUGUCUUGGGAUUUUUGCCUGUGUGGCAUCAACACUCGUUUGGGAUAUGCAGUAUGGAUAUGGCAUGGGUUUGGGUGGGUAUGGUUAUGGUUCAGGAUAUGGUUAUGGAGGUUCUCUGGGAUAUGGGAGCGGUUACGGCAGUUAUGGCUCUGGCUACUAUGGAGGAAGCUACUACAACUCCUAUCCAACACCUUACACAGCAAAAACCAGCAUGAUUGCGAUGGCGGCUAUUAACUUUGUCACUUCUUUGGGCUUUUUUGUAGCCUGUUUCUCCAAAAGCAGUACCUUCCGUAGCCGCAAGUUUUACCUGGUAGUACUGGUGGUUAGUGUCAUAAUGGCCGUUCUUCAGGGAAUCAUCAACAUCGUCUACAUUGUUGGAGUCAACCCCAUGGCUCAAAGUUACCAGAACAUGCUUUACAACCCUAUGCUUGCGAUGUGCCAAAAUCUCUAUGGCAGCAGUGUCACAGGAAUGGGAGGUGGUUUUCCCAUGUACAACCAAUACUUAUAUCACUACUGCUAUGUGGAUCCACAGGAGGCUGUUGCAAUGGUCUGUGGCUUCUUGGUUGUCAUUGCUUUAGCUGUGGCAGCUUUCUAUUCCCAAAGGACAAGAGGCAAAAUUUGGAGGUAUGGAAAGCCCAAUAUUUAUUGGGAGAAGCCUCUGACCACGGGUCCACAAGGGAGAAAUGUGGAGGACUGGGUAAACGAUGUAGAAGAUGGAGAGACUCAAGAUGGUGCUUCUGUGGUCUUCUCUGAGAAAAGUCCUCCACUUCUAAAUAAGGCAAACAGUAUCAACUUCACUCCACCAAAACCAGAAUAUCUGUUAAGUGGAGAAACCUACAACAGCGCCUCCUCAACAAGCCGUCACACAGAGCCACUAUCCCAGAGUUUGGUGACCAACUCCAGCCCGUCUGAGGAUGCUGCCGGUUUCUUGAAGCCUUCUUCUGGCAAGAACAAGAGACGGCGUCGAAACCCUGACCUAGACCACUCUCAGUAUGAAACAGAAUACACAACAGGUGGGGAAACUGCCAAUGAGCUGGACCUUGAACAGUUGCAGAGCAUGUACCCAGAAAUCACAUCAGACAUGCAACGUCAAGAAUACAAGAGAGAAUUUACCUCUGAUCUGAAGAUGUACAAGCUCUUGUGUGCCGAGAUGGAUGACAUCAAUGACCAGAUGAAUAAACUGAGCAGGGAGCUGGAUACGCUAGAGGAAGGCACAGCCAAGUACCAAGCCGUUGCGGAGGAAUAUAAUCGUCUCAAAGACGUCAAACAGAUGCCUGACUACAAAAGCAAAAAACUCCAGUGUCGCAAGCUACGCAACAAGCUAUUCCAUAUCAAGCGUAUGGUAAAGAACUACGAUGAUGGAAAGUCUUAAAGGGUUUGCCGUACUACUUCCAUUCUAGAUCAUUUGUUGUAUAGUAGCAGAUCAAACUCAUGGACUUAAAAUGAAUUUUGCCUUAUGAAGUCUGUGCUACCUUGUGAGCACAGCUGUCUGGAUCAAAGACUUACCUACUGUGCCCUCACACAAUGUCCCCAGUGUAAACCAAACACAUUCCAUCCAAACCAAUGGUUUGGAAACUCUCAGAAAACCGUUGAACACCUGUUCUUUUUUGCAAGGGUGCAGCUAUUUUAAUAUCAAAGCCUUUACCUUUACCUAGGUACCAACGUCUUACCUAACAUGUCAUUUGUACUUUUCUGGUAUGCCAAGAAUGGACAAAAUGAAAAUUUUUGAUUAAAAUAUCAACACUUUUAUAUAACUGCUUAUUACUACUGUUGACAAAGUUUAUUGUUUUAACACUGGAUAACAGAUUUUGGUAAAGAACUGCUGAUUAAUAAGGUGUAUAACUAUGACAAAAAUGCAAAGAAUUUUAGUAAACACUUAUUGAAACAAGGGAGAUGCUGUAAAUAUGCUCUAGGUUUGUAAAUGUGUACAGUUUAUUAAGUUUGUGACCUUUUACACUACACAUCCGAAAGUACAUUUUUCAAACAUUUCAUUGUUGAAACUACACAUGAACCCAAAGUUUUGUGUAGGCAGCAAAUUUUAGGCAAACCCUAACAAGGAUGGACUGCAUGGAUGGAAGGAUUUGACAGCAGUUCAACAGAAAUAGAACUGAAUGUUUGCAUCUUAAAUUCCUUUUACUUCUACAAAGCACACAAAUUGUUAAUCUGACUGUAAAUCUUUUGAUCUGUUUUGUAACACUGAUAAUUCACAUGUGAUGGAAUGAUGAUAAGACAUGAUGAUGCGCUCACUUUCAGAUAUUUUAUGCUGUUUCCAUUGUUUGUUCAAUACAUGAGUCUCUUAACUCCCCUUGUUGUUUCAAUACCUGAGAUGUACAAUGAAACUGGAAUUUGGGAAGAGGACUUUAUGUGCCUUUUUCUGUGUGCAGAAACACAAAUAAAGUUACAAAUAUGCAAAUUCAA
Messenger RNA from Chanos chanos (milkfish), 3008 nucleotides. Its product is annotated as occludin. Lineage: Eukaryota; Metazoa; Chordata; Actinopteri; Gonorynchiformes; Chanidae. The transcript has 8 exons. The record is from RefSeq and is a predicted model, not a curated record. The coding region runs from base 376 to 1962 and encodes 528 amino acids. Gene Ontology annotation, cellular component: membrane; bicellular tight junction; transcription elongation factor complex. Gene Ontology annotation, molecular function: cis-regulatory region sequence-specific DNA binding. Gene Ontology annotation, biological process: snRNA transcription by RNA polymerase II; positive regulation of transcription elongation by RNA polymerase II; bicellular tight junction assembly.